Molecule: messenger RNA, 1287 nt
Organism: Triticum aestivum (bread wheat)
Lineage: Eukaryota; Viridiplantae; Streptophyta; Magnoliopsida; Poales; Poaceae
Product: transcription termination factor MTEF1, chloroplastic-like
Exons: 1
Coding region: 108-950 (280 amino acids)
Biological process (GO): regulation of DNA-templated transcription
Molecular function (GO): double-stranded DNA binding
Source: RefSeq, a predicted model, not a curated record
ACACACACACACACACUGGGGAGUGGAGACCUACCUCAAAAACACAAUAGAAAGAAGGUUCUGCAGUGGAUAACUCGCCUCCCAGAAACCCAAACUCUGGCCCCGUGAUGCUCGCCCACACGCGCCUCCCGCCUCCGGCUCCGCAUCCCGCCCAAAUCCUGCCCGCCCGCCUUGCCGGAGGCGGCGGUGUGGAGUUCCGCCGCAAGGUCCACUUCCUCUCGGCCGAGCUCCAUCUCGACCCGUUCCCGCUCCUCGCCCUUCAUCCUGAGCUCCGCUCCGCGCCGCUCGCGCUUCUCCAUGCCUCCCUCCGCCUCCUCCUCUCACACGGACUCUCCGCCGGCGACGCCUCCCGCGUCUUUUCGGCAUUCCCGUCGCUCCUCACCUCUCCUCCUGAGGAGUCCCUCCGCUUCCUCUCCGCCGCCGCGCCGCUGCCCCCUCCUCUCCUCCGCGCCGCGGUGGUCCGUUCCCCUCGCCUCCUCGCAGCGUCCAUCCCGGACACCCUCCGCCCCGCGCUUUACUUCCUUCGCCACCGCGUUUCCCUGCGACGGAGACCCCUUCCGCUCGCUGCUGCCCUGCUCCUCGCUUUCUCCGUCGACCGCACACUCCUCCCCAAGGUCCUCUUCCUUGGCAAAGCCACGGGGCUCCCAGACCCCGCCAUCUGCACCAUUAUUCGCCGCGCCCCCGCCAUUCUCUCCUAUGGUAUCGAGACCAACCUCACGCCCAAGCUCAAGUUCCUCGCCGACGGCAUGGGCAUGGACCCAGCCGCGGAGCUUACCGAGUUCCCACACUACUUCGCGUUCAGCUUGGAGGGGAGGAUCAGGCCGAGGCACCAAGCAUUGAGGCUGAGGGGCAUUGAUAUGUCACUAAAGGAAAUGCUCACGAGCAGCGAUGAUGAGUUCAAGGAGCGGAUUUUAGAUGCAACGCUGUCGGGCAAUAUGCAGAAGAUGUGAACCUGGACUCAGAAGGGGGGUAUGUGUGGUUGCUGCACUGCAUCUGGUUUCCAUAAUUGUGGUGCAUUGAGUUUGAAUCCAUUAAGAAUUUUAGCCUCUAAUGUGCCAAAUGCCUUCAACGGUAGCUCAACAUAAAUUGAGCUGGUGUGUUACCCUUGGAGGAAGGAUGGGUCGAGGCAUGAGCCGUUUGAGAGGUGGGCAGUUUUGGUUCUAUGGUGGAGCUGUGGGACCUAUGUUUAGGUGAGUGGUGAUACGCCCGAAGAGUUUAGUGAUAGCUGUCUGUCUUUAUGUACUACCACUAAUCCAAAAUGUAAGUCUUCUACUCCCUCCGUCCCAU